Molecule: messenger RNA, 1053 nt
Organism: Peniophora sp. CBMAI 1063
Lineage: Eukaryota; Fungi; Basidiomycota; Agaricomycetes; Russulales; Peniophoraceae
Source: the annotation of a GenBank genome assembly
AUGGACGCACACCCGACCGCAGAUGUGAAGACGAACUUGGGGGCCAUACUCCUCGGCGGGUUCAUAUCCAUGGCAUUGUCAGGCGUGGUGGCCUGUCAGGCGUUUCUCUACUUCCGCAUGUAUGGCGACAAGGACAAGCGGAGUGUGAAGCUGUUGGUGUAUCUGGUUUGGGCGCUUGAUGCUGUCCAUACCGCGCUCAUCGCUGCGUCCCUCUGGGACUACUUCGCCUUGUCAUUUGGAGAGCAGAAGACCGACUAUGUCAACGUCGAAACAGCGUUGACAGUCGCGUUCACUGCCACUAUCACUUUCAUUGUCCACCUGUUCUUCGCAUACCGCGUCCUGAGGCUCAGCAAGUACAACUGGUGGUGUACUGGACCGAUCACUGCGCUCGCCUUCUGUAGAUUGAUUGCUGCGAUUGUUUCGACGUACGAGCUCGCAUCGUUGGCGAGUUACAGCGCUUUCGCGGAGAAAGCCGGGUGGGUCUUCACCCUUGGUCUGGCGCUCUCCGCGACCCUCGACGUCCUCAUCACCGCGGCGAUGUUCUAUUACCUUCAGAUGAGCCGAACUGGGUUCGAGCGCAUGGACCAUCUCAUCGACACGCUGCUCCUGUACACGUUCAAUAACGGAGCGCUCACGUCCGUCGCCACUAUCGCUGCUCUCGUCUGCUGGCUCUGCAUGCGAUACAACCUGAUCUUUCUCGGGAUCCAUCUCUCAAUCGCCAAACUCUACGCAAUCUCUCUCCUCAUAACCCUCAACACGCGCUACUCGAUCCGUCAACGCGCGCGACUCUCAGAUCGAGAAGAGGACGGACACCAGCUGCCUGUCCUCGUACAUGGCACUCUCGGCCAUCGCAAGCGCUCCUUCGUCGCGCGAUUUCCGUCUGUGAAAGGUAGUGAGCGCCCCGUUGAGCCUACGAGCACGCAAGUCUCGGUCACUAUCGAGCGGUCGGUGCAUUUCGACCAUGUGGAUGGGGAUAUCACGGAGGCUGAUGAAGUGGGCGUGUCGCCGAGCUCUGAGGUGGACGAGUGCGAGAAGAGGAUGGCUCAGAUGUGA